Diutina rugosa is the source of this 1113-nucleotide messenger RNA. RefSeq lists its product as uncharacterized. Bases 1 to 1113 code for a protein of 370 amino acids. The record is from RefSeq and is a predicted model, not a curated record. NCBI's taxonomy places the organism in Eukaryota, Fungi, Ascomycota, Pichiomycetes, Serinales, Debaryomycetaceae. The transcript has a single exon.
AUGAAGCCCGAACACGAUGAGUCAGGGGGUAAACCGGCUAACUCGCCCACCGUCCAGUGCCUCGUCAGCCCCCUGGCCACCAAGCUCAAUUUGCCCCACACGGUGAUGGGGAUGUCCGGGUUUGAAUUGCGGCUAUUACAACACUACAACCAGUGGGGGGAACGCUACAACCAGUCGCAGGACCUGCGCCAGUUGGUGUUGUGGAAACAGGUGAUGCCGCAAAUGCACAUGCUGAGCGUGCUCAUCAGGCGGUGUGUGUUCGCCUUUUCCGGGAUGCUCGCGCUUGCUGAUACCGCCCCCGAGGUAUUGUGGAGCGAUCGGCUUGACGAUACCGCCCCCGCAUUAGCUCAGCUCCACCGGUUCUCGUUCGCGUCGUUUGACCACCAAGUCCAGCUUACGCUGGAGCUCGUGGCUGCUCUACAGAAAAAUACUAUAUCUCCCGAAAAUCUCGGUCAAUUGCUUGUGCUGACGCUGUUUGUGAUGAUGGUGGUGGGGUACUUGCCGCUGAUGCCGAUGGUGGACUUUGAGCGGCGCCAGGGCGACUACAUCUCGCUUUUGGAAGGGACCAAGGUCACCCACUGGAUGGCGUACACCCGCUUGAAACUGCCGGUGCUCGAGUACGGGAUGCUGCCGCAACUAGAGAUGCUGGAGUACUCGGUGCUCCCACUUUUCAAACCGUAUUUCAGCGUGAUGGACGACGCCGAACUCACCCCACCACGGGUGAAACCGGUCGUCUUGGACACCCUCGUCGUCCUCAGCCAGGCAGUGUACGAGUGUCUGCACCAGUGCACCGAUAUCCCCUUGUUCCGCUUCUUCUACGCCGCCCCCUCUGCUUGGUACACCUACGUCUACGACCAGCACUUCGCUGCCCUCGCGUUGGUCAACUUGCUCUGCGCCACGCAGCUUCUUGUCGGCUACCAGUUCGACCGCCAACACAACAUGCAAGUGGAAUACAUGCGAUGGUACCGCCAGCACAAUGUGGAUAAGUACGGUGAUUGGCGGUUGGAACCCGAUCAACACUUGUAUGAAGCGGUGGUCACGCAGGCACUCCAAUUGACCUACACCGACCUCAAGACGUUUGACCCCUGUCGCCAUGUCGCCGAUCAACGAUGA